Clarias gariepinus (North African catfish) is the source of this 4938-nucleotide messenger RNA. RefSeq names its product c-mer proto-oncogene tyrosine kinase a (gene mertka). NCBI's taxonomy places the organism in Eukaryota, Metazoa, Chordata, Actinopteri, Siluriformes, Clariidae. Bases 1054 to 3825 code for a protein of 923 amino acids. The record is from RefSeq and is a predicted model, not a curated record. The transcript is spliced from 19 exons. Gene Ontology annotation, biological process: nervous system development; multicellular organism development; cell surface receptor protein tyrosine kinase signaling pathway. Gene Ontology annotation, molecular function: transmembrane receptor protein tyrosine kinase activity; protein binding; ATP binding. Gene Ontology annotation, cellular component: signaling receptor complex.
UCACUGUGUCUUGGGCCCUAAAUCUCCUGGGAUAGGGCCCCUGCCACCUUCUAUACAGGAUAAAGCGGUAUAUACGGUAAGCAAGUGAGUGGAGCUUCUCACUGCAUCAGGUAGGAUUAAAAAUUGUUGUCAGAUUAAACACCUCAACACACAGGUUACUCUUGAACACUGUCUACCCCAUUUCACAUACAUUUCGCCUGCACCGGUCAAGGUGCAGUGUUGGACUGUUUUUACACACUCAUGUGCACCUGUCACCGGUGCAUAAUUGGACUGUUCAAAACUCUCAGCCCAGCAAUUAUAGAACUAUAAAACGUACUGUAUGACACUUUAAACAGACCAAAAUAAGCUCAUUUGCACUACUUUUAUUGCACUGUUCCACUUUGCACCAUAUUGGCCUUCUGUGUCGUUAUCUGUCCCUUUUUGCAGGACAGUUACUCAGUUGUCUUAUCACUGUUUUAAUCUUAGUUUGUGUUUUUUAUUUAUUUAUUUUUACUAGUACUUAUUGUUGUUUGUAAGGGGAUUGAGAGUAAGUGUAUGCACUGUACAUGUAGCAGAAUCGACAAUAAACUUGACUUUGACAUAUUAAUCAUUGCAGUAAUUAUCCAGUCAAAUGGUCUUAAUUAUUGACUUAUUUCAGUCCUGACUAAUGCAGUGUAUAAUCAUUCAAAAUAAAAAUUGAGGAAAUUUUUUUCUAAUAGCUUUUUCAUUUACAUUUAUUACGUAUAUAUUAUGUUCAGUUUGCUUGUUACUGCGGAAGGAGACGCCUACAGAAGUCGACCAUCGAAAGUCGAGCGUCAGUAAAAGACCGUGGCAGGUGACGUCAUGGUGAAUUUAACGCGAGGUGGCGCACGUGAACAGCUGUUUUUUGUUGCUUUGAGAUUAAAGCGUGUUGAUCCGCUGGACCUGACCGAGAGCAGCGCGCGCCCGCUGGGAGAAAGUUAGUCCACGUUUCAUGUAAACAUGCGCGAGGGGCCGCGCGUGCCCUAGCUCGUUUUUUUUCGCUCCAACCUGGAACUCUACAGGAGGAUUGUGAGCUCGAUCAGGGAUUUAAUAAUGACUUCAGAAGUUGUAAAAUUGCUCCUGCUUGGAUUUAUUUUGUGUUCGGUCAGUUUGAGUGUUGAUGGGACGCCAUCUGGGGGUUUGGAACCCUUGGUGGUGCCUGGCCGAGUGCCCAGUGUGCACUUGUCUCAGGAGGAGAUCCAGAGGCUACGCUUCAAACCCACUGUGGGCACCAUUAAUUGUUCAGAGGGUUCUGACAUCAAGUUCAACUGCUCGAUCGACCUUACUGACAUGGGACAGGAGCUGAGUAUCCUAUGGUUCAAAGAUGAAAGAGAGAUAUCUGUUGGCACACAGACCACUGUGUACAGCCAUGGAACAUUAAUUCUGCUGUCCAUCAUCAGUAUUCAGAACAUUCAGCGAGCAGACUCUGGAGCGUACCAGUGCAGACUGAGCGUCAGUAACAAAGUCAUUGAGUCAAAUCCCAUCAUUGUUGAGGUUGAUGGUUUACCAACAUUCACUAAACAGCCAAGUGAUGUGAAUGUAAGAAAAAACACCUCUUUCACUUUGACCUGCGAGGCUGUGGGUCCUCCGAAUCCCGUCACAAUCGUGUGGCUUCACAAAGGCCAGAAGAUAAGCCAACCCAGUCUCUCUCCAAGCAACAAAACUAUCCAAGGUGUGGACUCUCCCACUCAGUACAGCUGUGAGGCUCACAAUGACAAAGGACUAACUGUUUCCAGAGAGGCUCAUGUCAACAUUAAAGAAAUUCCAGCCAAGGUCUCCAAAAUCACUGUGAAAAAACGUGAAGCAAACAAACUCAACAUAAGCUGGAUUCCUGGACACGAUGGCUUUUCCGCACUUACUGUCUGCUACAUCACAGUGAGAGAGCUGGGCAGAGAGUUGGGCAGUCCUACUAAGGUGCACAGUGUGUCAGUCCCUCCAUUUUCAUACGAGAUCACUGACCUUAAAGCCAUGACCUGGUAUAACAUGAGUGUGUCGUGCGCAAAUGAGAUUGGCAAGUCGCUUCAGAGCUCCUGGGUCCAAAGCAACACUACAGAAGGAGUUCCUUCAGUGGCCCCUCAGAAUGUGACAGUUCGUGUGAACGGGUCCAUGCUGCUGGUGCGAUGGAAAGCUCCUCCUCCCGACAAAAUAAAUGGCAUCCUACAAGGAUAUGAUGUAUGGGUUGAUGUUGGGAAAUCUGUCAAAAAGAUCCGGAGUAUCUCCACCGAAGCAGCAGUGGACAUGCAGGAGUUUAACACUACAUAUACUGUUCAAGUGAUGGCUUGCACAAAGGCUGGCUGUGGUGUUAAAAGCUCUCGUCACUGGUUCUUUGUCCCAGAGAUUGAUAUGCCCUCCCCAUCUCUCAGUCCAGCAACACAUGGUUCAGACUCUGUGUACAUUGUGUUGGGAGUGACUUGUGCCAUCUGUCUUGUUCUGCUGCUGAUGUUUUUAGCUGUAUGCCUCCGUAACCGGAUAUUUGAGACUCGUCUAGGGAUGUUGCUUGGAUCCGGAGGGAAACUUUCGCCAAUCGUUGAAUACAAAGCUCAGAGGUCGUACAAUCGAUCUGCAAUAGAAGUAACGCUCACCAACUUGGGAGUCUGUGAAGAACUUCAGACCAAACUUCAGGACGUGAUGAUUUUGAGAAACCUCCUCACCAUUGGAAAAGUUCUCGGAGAAGGAGAGUUUGGUUCCGUAAUGGAGGGCCACUUGAAAUGGCCUGAUGGAACGAAAGAAAAAGUUGCUGUAAAGACAAUGAAAUUGGAUAAUUUCUCUCAGAGGGAGAUAGAGGAGUUUCUGAACGAAGCUGCCUGUAUGAAGGACUUCAACCACCCAAAUGUAAUUCGGCUACUAGGUGUAUGUCUGGAUGUUGGACCAGGGGUCUUUCCCAGGCCGAUGGUCAUCCUCCCCUUCAUGAGGUAUGGAGACCUGCAUAGCUUCCUUCUACGUUCCCGGUUUGAGGAAAGUACCUCGUAUCUUCCAACGCAAACACUUCUGAGGUUUAUGAUUGACAUUGCUUCGGGAAUGGAAUACCUCAGCAGCAGAAAUUUCCUCCAUAGAGACCUUGCAGCACGGAAUUGCAUGUUACGAGAUGACAUGACCGUGUGUGUGGCAGACUUUGGCCUCUCAAAGAAGAUUUACAGUGGAGAUUAUUACAGGCAGGGCAGGAUAGCCAAGAUGCCAGUGAAGUGGAUUGCUGUGGAGAGUCUGGCAGACCGGGUCUUCACUGUAAAAAGUGAUGUGUGGGCAUUUGGUGUAACCAUGUGGGAAAUAGCUACUCGAGGCAUGAAUCCAUACCCUGGUGUACAGAAUCACGAGAUUUAUGACUACCUGUUGGAAGGCCACAGGUUGAAGCAGCCAAAUGAAUGCUUGGAUGAACUGUAUAGCAUCAUGUUAAGCUGCUGGCAUGCCGACCCUGUGGAGCGGCCUGAUUUCACUAAGGUGAAGGAGAUGCUGGAGAAGCUGGUAGACAAGCUUUCUGAUAGGAGGGGCAUCAUUUACAUUAAUACCACUGUGUCCGAGGAGGAAGACGAGGAACAGCUGGCACAGAUGCCAUCAGAGGGCCCUGUCCUCACCUCCUCACCGUCCUGCAGCCGCCAGACCAUUGACACAUCCAUAGUGACCGUGGACGUCCAUGAGAGCUCAGCCGCAGAUGAGGAUGAACGUUACGUUAUAGUGGUUCCCUCAGAGAACUCUAGUGCAGUGGGACAGAGCAGCGCUGUGGACGCUCCACUUUUGGAUGCAGUGAACUUGGAACAGGACACUAUUGACUCCACGGGUGAUGUGACAGAACUACAUCAAGUGUCUAGUGAGACAACACAUUUACUAUAAACUGCAAACUACAAAUUUAACAGCUGCUUUUAUUUUGUCUGUGAAAAAAAAAAAAAAAAAGGUUUUUCUCUUGUGAUAUAUUCCCCUACAAACUUUCCAAGUGUUGAAAUAUAAAUUUUUGGCAGAAGCCAUUAUCCAGAGAGAGUUACAUUUUUGUUUCAUUAUACCUCCGAACAGUUGAGGGUUAAGGGCCUUGUCCAAGGCCCCAACAAUGACAACUUGGUGGUGCUGGGGUAUGAACCUGAGACCUCCCGAUUAGUAGUCCAAAACUUUAACCACUAAGCUACCCUUUUUUAAUUAAUUGAAUAAUAUUGAUUAUCAGUGAUAUGCCAGCAAGCUGGUGACAGGAUCAUGGGCACCCAGAGCUCAUCUAUCCCAUGUUUGGACGAAGACCAGCCUGUCCAGUCUGAUCACAUAAAGCUAAUGUAGCAUGAACUGCUGAAAAAGUCAAAGUGACUAUAAGAGAAAGGCAUCUAAACACUCCCUGCCGCGUAUGUGGCGUCACAGCCUGCAGCAUAUGGGGCUUAGCAGCCAAAAAUCCUGGGUUGUUGAUUGAGCUUCUGAAUUCGCCAGAUCUCAACCCAAUUGAGAACCCAUGGAAUGCACCAGACAAACAAAUCAUGGAUUCCCCACCCUGCAACCCACAGCACUCAAAGGAUCUGCCGCUAACAUCCCAGUGCCAGAACCAACAGCACACUCUGGGUCUUGCAGUCAUGCCCGAAGGGGCCAGAGCUGAUUAACAGAAAUCCAUGUGUACAUCAAGCUAAUGUAGACAAUAAUCAACAUUCUACCCAGCAAAAGGAAAACAAAACUCAAAAAAGUGACUUUCUAUAUCUUUUUAUAUUUUUGCACAGAGCAGGUCUAUCAGCCUGAUAUUAAAGGGUUUGAAUGAUUCACUGUGAUUUCAAAUGCAUAGAUAAUGCAAUGUUUUCCAACAGUGUACUUUUAGCAGAAUCUAUGUACAAACAUUUUAAAAUGUGAUGAAUGUGAAUAGUCCAGAAGUUUAAAAAAAAUAUAUGUUUUAUGUAUAACAGGUGUUUAUGAAAUUAAUUGUAAAUAUAAAUAUUUUUGCUUGUUAUUAAACAUUUAGAAGAAAAAAAAAACGUUUAGUUU